This is a messenger RNA of Penicillium macrosclerotiorum, 1332 nucleotides long. Its product is annotated as CCCH zinc finger protein. Gene Ontology annotation, cellular component: nucleus. Bases 1 to 1332 code for a protein of 443 amino acids. NCBI's taxonomy places the organism in Eukaryota, Fungi, Ascomycota, Eurotiomycetes, Eurotiales, Aspergillaceae. Gene Ontology annotation, molecular function: metal ion binding. The transcript has 5 exons. The record is from RefSeq and is a predicted model, not a curated record.
AUGACAGAGAACGAAGACUUGUUGGCCAAAAUCGGCCAGCUCGCGGGCCAGAUCAACCGACACAAAACUGAGACCACCCAACCUUACCAGCAUUCAUCUCAUCGAUCACAAUAUGUGUCGCGUCAUGCACCCUCUCACCCAAGUUGGGCCCCUUAUUCUCGAGGUAGAGGUCGCGGUCGUCAUGCGGCGCCGCACCGAAAUCGCACACUAGUUUUGAACAAUAAUGGUCAUCCCGGCCACCCAACAAGUAAUAAUUCCUCUCCGGGUCCCGGAAGCGAUAAUGAUGGAGAGUCACGGCCGCCGAUAACCUCGAAUGGCUGGGUUGCAAAGCGCGACCGUCAUAUGCAGCUGAUCAACUCUGCCGUUUACGACAAAGAAGCCCAGGCUAGAACCAAAGCUAUGGAAGAGACUCGAAAACUCAGGGCACAGCGACGCGCUGAGCGGGAACAGACGAAAGUGCUUCAGUAUGCUCAGGCUGCCGGAGCAUCAGUAGCCACGACCGCACAACCUUCCGCUGGUCACCAAAUUCUUGUCAAUGACAUUCCUUUCAAGAUUACCCGUGGAGGUAGCAAAUUGAUUCGCAUCUCAAAUGAUCCGAACACCGCCAACACCACACCAAAGCGAGUUCACAUAGCUGGCGUGGCUUUUGUACGAAGCAAGAAUGGUAACCUUCAUCGUCUUGGAGCCGUAACUUCAAAGAAAAACCCUUCCUCAAUCAAGAAACGUAACGAACUGUGCAAGAGAUUCACCACGACCGGCACAUGCCACAAGGGACCCUCAUGUCUCUUCAUCCACGAUCCAAGCAAAGUAGCCAUCUGCAAGGACUUCCUUCAGACAGGCCAAUGCAGCGCCGGUAUGAGCUGUGAUCUUUCCCACGAGCCCUCACCCCACCGCUCCCCUACAUGUAUGCAUUUUCUUAGAGGCUGGUGUUCCAACCCCGAAUGUCGCUAUGCGCAUAUCCGGGUAACACCUGGCGCCCCCGUCUGCCGUGCCUUCGCCACUCUAGGAUACUGCGAGAAAGGCGAUGCCUGCGAAGAACGCCAUGUGCACGAGUGCCCAGACUACGCCAACAACGGCGCAUGCCACAAGAAGCGCUGCCAGCUGCCGCACGUCGACCGCGCGGGCCAGAUUCGCAAGGCUGCCGCUGCCGCGGCGAAGGCCGAGUCGGCUGAACGCGACGAUGACUCUGACCCAUCUAGCGAGGAAGAGGAGUACGAUGCGAUCGACUCUGAUGACGUCGAUUCGGACGAGUUCGAUGACGUGCCUGAAGAGCUGAUCGAAGGAACGGAUAGCGGCGAGAUGUCCCAGCAGCAGGACUUCAUUCGGUUCUAG